Molecule: messenger RNA, 1676 nt
Organism: Volvox carteri f. nagariensis
Lineage: Eukaryota; Viridiplantae; Chlorophyta; Chlorophyceae; Chlamydomonadales; Volvocaceae
Exons: 6
Coding region: 130-660 (176 amino acids)
Source: RefSeq, a predicted model, not a curated record
AAUUUAUGUAACAAAGCAUUAAGAAAUCAAAAAUUGAUCCAUAAUAGUUAAGCACGCUCACAUCGAAAGUUCCUAACGCUUACGUUUGAUAGUUCAUAACCCGGCACGGAACGUUUUCAGCCGUCAAUUAUGGCAACGCUUCGCUGUUCACUAAGCCUUAAUACAUCAGCGCAUCUCAGGAAGCGGGACCUUCGCACGGUGUCGGCAGCGAGAGGCGUUUGCGUGCGGGCUUCUGCGCCGGAACAGGAGUCACCGGUGGCUUCGGCUGAGCUCCAGUACAACCGGGUGCUGCUUACAAUCCUAGACGCAAAUCCCUUCCUUAGCGAUGGGUCCCGCACGGCUGUGGCGACGGCGGCACUCCUAGCUCGUCAGCACCAGUCCAAGGUCACGGUUCUUGUCGUGGAUGAACCCGGUACAGAGAACACGGACCCCAGUCGCCGUCUGGAGAGCAUUUCCUGGCACCUGAAGGACCGAGGCUGCGAGAACUUCGAGGUUGUGGAGCGAGCCAUCACGUCUCCCGCGUCGGUGCUGGUUGGUGACGUGGCUGACGAGAUCUCGGCCGACAUGGUGGUGCUGUCCAGUGAGGCAGUUCACGCCAAACACGUGGACGCCAACCAGCUGGCGGAGUUCGUGAGCUGCCCGGUGCUGCUGCUGCCUUGAAAAUAUCUGAGCUCGUCGUCGUCAGCCAGGGCUCGGAGAGUCAGGUCGUUUUGGGGUGAAGGCGGUAAUGGGGAGAUGGGGAUACUCAGCGCGGGAUGGGCGCCCAGGUGGAGGGAACGGCGUGCGGCUGCAGAGUACGGCACACUUAUUAUGAUCUUACUUCUCGAAAGAGAGUCGACAGGAUAGGUAGGAUCGCUUUUGCGUUGGUUGUGACGCCAGCGGACGCCGCCGGGGCAGUAGCGCUAUGUAUUGGAGCUAGGAAAGGAAGGUCGGGAACGAUGGCAGGAGCAGAGUAGGUGCUAAGCUCGUGUUGCUGAAGAGUACAGUAGUUGGUGAAUGCGGUUGCAGUAUGGUGGAAAGGAGUGGUGGUCAUGAUUGCUGCCAAACCCCAAUCCUCGGGGUUGUACACGAAACGUCAAAUUGCUGACUUAUAUCAGGUGGCGCGUGUGAAGAUCGAGCCGGUUUGCAAGGAUAUGGCAGAUCGCCUCCUGACUGUGUUGGAUGUUAAGGAAAGCAGCGCCGGUGGUCUUUUUUGCCGAUUGAGGUACUGGCUUUUUCCUUAAGUCGUCUUAUAUCGCAGUGUUGUGUCCGUGUCCGCUUGCUUCCUACAAGUGAUGUAUGUGUUGUGCAGGAGAAAUGUUAUUAAACCUGGGUGUCACCAGGUAAAACGCUUGGGCGGUUGUGUGUAUGGUAGUAUGAUGUUGCAGAUGCAGAGGUGUCGUACAGAGCAUAUAACUAGCAAGUGCCUCGGGAAGUUUUGCUACUACUACAUAUAUCUGAUAAGGCAGCUGGACUUUGGCAGCAAAGCAUUUUCUACGAUCACUCUUCGUUUUCUGUUCGUGCUGCACUUUUUAUUACACUCUUGCGCGCCUUGGAGAGAUCGAGUGUAUCUCUCGCCAUCAGCAACAUGAUGAACCGGCGCCACUGCCAAGUAUUGGACAGGACGUGCAGCGUAUGUGAAUACCCCCAAGAUGGUGGUGGAGGUUCUAGCUCUUUAAGUUCUAGCUGCGCCGUCC